Geosmithia morbida is the source of this 2100-nucleotide messenger RNA. Its product is annotated as to cell cycle control protein Cwf19. Bases 1 to 2100 code for a protein of 699 amino acids. The record is from RefSeq and is a predicted model, not a curated record. The transcript has a single exon. Gene Ontology annotation, biological process: mRNA splicing, via spliceosome. Gene Ontology annotation, cellular component: post-mRNA release spliceosomal complex. NCBI's taxonomy places the organism in Eukaryota, Fungi, Ascomycota, Sordariomycetes, Hypocreales, Bionectriaceae.
AUGGACGGCCUCGACGAGUUUGAAAAGUCGCUAGCGGCCGCAAAGGCCCAACGGUCCAAGGACGAGGGCCAUCGCGAGCACAAGCACAGACAUGGACACCACCGCCGCGACGAUGACAAGCACGCCGAUGGCCAUCACCACCACCGACACCACCGCGAGCACAGAGACGACAAGGAUGAUGAGCGACGCCAUAGACGGCGUCAUAGGGAUGAUGAGCAUCAUGAUGGACGGAUGCAUAAACGAUCGCGGCAGGACGACAAUGAUGACGAUGGUGAAGACAAGUCGAGACGGCACCGUCGCGACAAUAAGAAGCGAAGUCACGAUCGGUCACGCGAUCCAAAAGAGGAGUUGCCAGUUCCGGACGACGAGAAGCCCUCCACAGGAGAGAAGACUGCCAUCCUGGAGCGUGACUCGUGGAUGACGGCCCCGUCAGCACUGGAAGUGGACUACAUUCACCGAGCGCGGCCCAAGACACCGCCCAGGUCGCCGCCGCGGCCGCAGCGCGUGAUUCACGAUCGCGAGCUCAACCGGGGCGUCGACUCUGGGGCAGCCGGACAACUAACAGACGCUGCACCAUCGGUCAAUCAGCGCACGGUGGAGUACACAUUCGGCGACGCCGGAUCCUCCUGGCGCAUGACCAAGCUGCGCACCGUGUUCCGCGAAGCCGACGAGUCAGGCCGAACAGUCGAGGACGUGGCGCUAGAGCGGUUCGGCAACCUUAAGGACUUUGACGACGCGCGCGAAGAGAAAGAAGAGAUGGAGAGACGGAGGGUGUACGGGGCACACUACGACAACAAGGAGAAGCCGACGGGCGAGCUGUACCAGGAGCGCGUGCGGGCCGUGCGCAAGGUUGAGCCACAGCCAGCAGCAGAGCCGCCGACGCAGGGAACGGUGACACUCAAGCAGCCCGCGGCAAUGGAUCAGACCGCCCUGAACCGGCUGCGUGCACAGAUGAUGAAGGCUAAAAUGCGCAGGGCGCCCAACGCAUCGCAACUCGAGGAGGAAUACAACCGCGCGGCAGCCAACUUCUCCCCCGCAGUCACAGCAUCGGAACCGGGGACUGCCGUCAUCGGCGCCAUGGAGAGCCGCCAGCUAGCCGGGACGCGAGGCGAAGUCAAGGUGGUGGAGACGCGGCGCGGGCGUGAGCGUGGUAAUGUGGUUGAGAAUGACGACAUGACCAUUGACGAUAUGGUGCGCGAGGAGCGACGCACCAAGGGGUCGGGUGAGGGCAUGCGGCAGGCCGAGCGCAUUGCCCGCGACGCCAAGUACACCGACGACCUGGACUACAUGGACGACAACGCGGCCAAACUGGCACGCCGCGUGCACAAGAGCGAGGCCAACCUAAAAAACAUGGCCGUGAGCGAGUACCAGAAGCUCAACCGGGCGCUGGACCGAUGCCCUCUGUGCCACGACGACUCCACGGGCCGCCAGCCCGUCGCCCCCGUCGUCUCCCUCGCCACGCGGACGUUCCUAACCCUUCCAACCGAGCCCGAGGUCAGCCCCGGCGGCGCCGUGAUCGUCCCGUCUACCCACCGCGCCAAUCUCAUCGAGUGCGACGACGACGAGUGGGAGGAGCUGCGAAACUUCAUGAAGAGCCUGACGAGGAUGUACCACGCCCAGGGACGCGACGUCGUCUUCUACGAGAACGCCGCCAACCCGGGUCACCACCGCCACGCCGCCAUGGUGGCCGUCCCCGUCCCCUACGACGAAGGCGCCAUGGCGCCCGCUCACUUCCGCGAGGCCUUCCUUUCCUCCGACGCCGAGUGGUCCCAGCACCGUCCCGUCAUCGACACGGCAAAGGCUGCGGCUGACGGCAUGGGUCGUGCUGCUUUCCGCCGCUCAAUGCCCAAGGAAAUGCCCUACUUUCACGCUUGGUUCUCCCUUGACGGUGGACUGGGUCACAUCGUCGAGGAUGGGAACCGCUGGCCCAAGGGGGACUUGUUCGCCCGUGAGGUCGUCGGCGGCAUCGUCGGCGCUGACCCUCACAUUGUCAAGAAGCAGGGCAGGUGGUCUAGGGGGGAUAGAGACUCUGGACGUGUGCAGGCUUGGAAGAAGGAAUGGCGCAAGUUUGACUGGACAAGAGUGUUGGAGGAGGCUUAG